AUGCAUUGGAUCUUCGUUUACACGAAGCUGGCUCGAUAUGCGCUGUGGUUAACGGCCAACCUGAUCUUCAAAGUACUUCAAUGGAUGGUUUGGGAAUGCACUGGAGUGGCAUCUACUUUGAGACAGGCAACCAAAAAUCCAAGGAAUAAAAAAGCUGUACAGAAGCUGAGAGUUCGUAGCAAAUUCAAAUUUUGCGAGUAUUUAUUUCCCGCUUCCUUCUGGGACUUCCUUACGACCCACGAACGAUUUGAACCUCCGGAGUACGUUUUGCAAGACCACAUUACACUCUACUCUGUCACUCACGCUGAAGCAAUAUUUGUUGAAACCAAACCUGGCGUAAAAGUAUGGGACACCAAAGUAUAUCCGCCAUUUUUCAUGGCUGCUCAAUUUUUCAAUGUAGUAAAUGUUUUGAGAAUGCCAAUAGAUUGUUUGCAUAAGUUGGCCGAAAAAAUUGGGGAUCCUAUGGGAGAAUUGAUAUUGCUAGCUAACUGUGCUAGAUGCGGAUCAACCCUGUUAACUCAAAUGUUUCAUUUUAAUGAAAAAAUUAUAUCAUUCAGUGAACCGAACUGUUUGAAUUUUCUCUCAAGAGCAGCUGAUUAUCUGGGCGUAGAAAAUGCCCAUAACGUUGAGUUCGAACGACUGACGAGGAACACUAUACGAAUUUUGUGCAAACGAACGCAGUCUGGCAAUGAAAUAGCUUAUGCCAUCAAAGUGUGCUCGCCGUGCUUAAUAGCUAUCCCUUUUAUAAACAAACUUUUUUCAAAUGCAAAAUCGAUGUUUCUCUAUCGAAAUCCCAUAAAAGUAUCCCAAUCCAUUUACCGCCUAUCUUGUAACGUCUAUUCAAUCGGAUUGAUAUUCCACGCUGGGAAAGGAUCAAGAAUGAGAAUGGGUAAAAUAAUGGGUUUCAUUGGACUGCCUGAAUCUUACUACAGACAUUGUUUGAACCACGACUUCGCCGUGGGAGUUGGUGUUUGGUACGCAAUAACUCGACAGUAUUUCGACUGCUUGAAAGAAUUUAAAAACUUUCCCGCUAUCAAAUAUGUAGACAUUGUUAAACAUCCAGCAAAAUCUCUUGAAAUAAUAUUCAAGCACUGCGGUUUACCAACAGACCUUAUACCGAAAGCAUUGGAAGCCUUAAAACACGAUUCUCAGAAAGGUACACCAGCGGCGUCUGACGUGUUGAACAAAUUCCCUCUACUAGUUUAUGAAGGCGAGGCUAAAAUUGAAUGCGAAAAUCUGGCAAAAAAUUUUGGGUUUCCAGAUCCAACUGAAGAAUAUAUAAUCGAGAACACGAUAACGAAAAUGUAG
This is a messenger RNA of Helobdella robusta, 1308 nucleotides long. RefSeq lists its product as hypothetical. Gene Ontology annotation, molecular function: sulfotransferase activity. The record is from RefSeq and is a predicted model, not a curated record. The transcript has 7 exons. NCBI's taxonomy places the organism in Eukaryota, Metazoa, Annelida, Clitellata, Rhynchobdellida, Glossiphoniidae. Bases 1 to 1308 code for a protein of 435 amino acids.